This is a messenger RNA of Menidia menidia (Atlantic silverside), 771 nucleotides long. The record is from the annotation of a GenBank genome assembly. NCBI's taxonomy places the organism in Eukaryota, Metazoa, Chordata, Actinopteri, Atheriniformes, Atherinopsidae.
AUGCGGAGUCCGUGUAGAGAUCCCAGUAAAGACCCGAGUGGAGAUCCCAGUAAAGAUCCCAGUCGAGUCCCAGUAGAGUCCCCAGUAGAGAUCAUAGUACAGAUCCUACUAGAAACCCCAGUACAGUUCCUGGUAGAGAUCCCAGUAGAGAUCCCAGUUGAUAUCCUAGUAGAUAUCCUAGUAGAGGCCCUAGUGGAGAUCAUAGUAGAGAUCAUAGUAGAGACCCCUGUGAAGAUCCCAGUAGAAAUCCCAGUAGAGGCCCUAGUGGAGAUCAUAGUAGAGAUCAUAGUAGAGACCCCAGUGAAGAUCCCAGUAGAGAUUCCGGGAAAGAUCCCAGUAGAGAUCAUAGUAGAGACACCAGUAGAGAUCCUAGUGGAGACACUAGUAGAGAUCCCAGUAGAGAUCCUAGAAGAUACCCCCGUAGAGAACCCAGUAGAGAUCCUAGUAGAUAUCCUAGUAGAGACCCUAGUGGAGAUCAUAGUAGAGACCCCAGUGAAGAUCCCAGUAGAGAUUCCAGUAAAGAUCCCAGUAGAGAUCAUAGUAGAGACACCAGUAGAGAUCGUAGUAGAAACCCUAGUAGAAAUCCUAGUAGAGACCCCAGUAGAUACCCCAGUAGAGAUCCCAGUAAAGAUCCCAGUAAAGAUCCCAGUAGAGGCAGAUGAAGUAAACACGACUCUCAGUGCCCCCCCCCCCCCCACAGGGAACACGACUCCCAGAGGCAACUUGUCCAAACAACACAGCCACUCCAGAUUCUCCUCCAAAUUCGGCUAA